AUGAUCUCUCCUUUUGCUUCCACUGAUGUGGCAGUCUUUCCUUCACGUCCUCCUCUGAACCCUUCUCCUCCAAAUAAGUCAUCGGUACCUUUCCUUCCACCUUCCCCUUCGUGGGCUUCACAGGAAGAUGAGGAUUUCAUACAUGGUUAUGACUAUCGUAAUCCUUCCUCUAGGUCUCUUGCUACCGCUAAUGAAACAUCUUUGUUCAUGGCUCAAGGAAAGUCUGUGAAUAGCUCUCCUCCUUCCAGUGUUCCAAAGCCAGGCAGUCAGCUAGACAACAUGCUGGGAAGCCUGCAGUCUGACCUUAACAAGCUGGGAGUAGCCACUGUGGCCAAGGGUGUUUGUGGAGCUUGCAAGAAGCCAAUUGCUGGUCAGGUUGUCACAGCUAUGGGAAGGACCUGGCAUCCUGAACACUUUGUAUGCACCCAUUGCCAGGAGGAAAUUGGAUCACGCAACUUCUUUGAGCGAGAUGGUCAGCCUUACUGUGAAAAAGACUAUCACAAUCUAUUCUCCCCACGUUGUUUCUACUGUAAUGGGCCCAUACUGGAUAAAGUUGUGACUGCUUUAGACAGAACAUGGCAUCCUGAACAUUUCUUCUGUGCACAGUGUGGAGCAUUUUUUGGCCCAGAAGGCUUCCAUGAGAGGGAUGGUAAGGCCUAUUGUCGUAAGGAUUACUUUGAUAUGUUUGCUCCCAAGUGUGGUGGAUGUACCCAUGCCAUCUUGGAGAAUUAUAUAUCUGCUCUGAACACCUUGUGGCACCCGGAGUGCUUUGUUUGCAGGGAAUGCUUUACUCCAUUUGUUAAUGGGAGUUUCUUCGAACACGACGGGCAGCCAUAUUGUGAGGUUCAUUAUCACGAACGCCGUGGAUCGCUGUGUUCUGGCUGUCAAAAGCCCAUCACUGGCCGCUGUAUCACUGCAAUGGGGAAGAAGUUCCAUCCAGAGCACUUUGUCUGUGCCUUUUGCCUUAAGCAGCUCAACAAAGGAACCUUCAAAGAGCAGAAUGACAAGCCAUACUGCCAGAACUGCUUUGUCAAGCUCUUCUGUUAG
Staurois parvus is the source of this 1047-nucleotide messenger RNA. Lineage: Eukaryota; Metazoa; Chordata; Amphibia; Anura; Ranidae. The record is from the annotation of a GenBank genome assembly.